Molecule: messenger RNA, 1727 nt
Organism: Plectropomus leopardus (leopard coralgrouper)
Lineage: Eukaryota; Metazoa; Chordata; Actinopteri; Perciformes; Serranidae
Source: RefSeq, a predicted model, not a curated record
CCCGGGCACCCCAGGCAGUAUGAGUACAAUGUCUACUACUGGCAUGUGAUUGCUGCCAAAAUGGCUUUUAUAAUUGUUGUGGAGCACAUUGUUUACCUAACAAAGUUCAUCCUAUCCUACGUGAUCCCAGACGUCCCCUACGCCGUCAAAGAACAAAUAAAACGAGAGAAGUACUUGACCCAGGUUAUCCUCCACGAGACCAACCUCAAACUGGUGACCAAACGGUUGAAACCAGUUGACGACGGGACUGUUACGAGCACAGCGGCGAAAGCGACACAGGAGGAGCUGGAACUUGAUUUCUGUAAGUGAAAUCCAAGGAGGAAAUAUAGGAUGUUCAUCCCUGAUACUGUAAAUACAUGACUACCCAGAUUUUCUGCAGCAUUUACACACUUCUCUUUAAAUACUGACUUUUGUAUGAACCAGUGACAAAUUCAAGACCUGAAACAAGCUGUGGACUUUUGUUAUGGAAAAUGUGUAGCAGCCAGUAAGAAAGAGGACGUGUCUGCUGGGCUGUUGGACAAAGAAAGGAGAAACCACUGUUGUAUAGUCUUCACUCGCCUCCUGUCCUCACACUCUGGACCCCCGUCAGGCUUGUGAAAGGAAAAAGGACAGUGCAUCUGUCCUCUAUCACCUCUCUUUGAGUGCCUGUUAUAUAAGAAAAAGACUUUCACUUCAGGCUGAACGAUGCACGGCACUGAGUGUCCCUGAUUAGGAUUAGGGGUUAAAUUAGGGUUUCAUACAUGAAUAACAUUGAUAAAAAGGCUGUAGGAUGAUGGGAAAUGGUGUGUUGGACUUCACUGCAUUGUCUAUUGACCUUUGCAAACCUAAUAUAUUUAAUAAUAAUAACUCCCGCUUUUCAUUCCCCAUUUAUGGACAUAUUUUUUUAGUUUUUUUGUUUGUUUGUUUGUUUUCCUAAAAAGUCUUGAAUUUAUGUAUUUUGUUAUUGAUUCUGAACACCCAGAUGUAGGUAUACAUGGAAAUACAUAAUACUUAGUGGCUCUGAUGAUCCAUCACAGAGAAUUUAGCAGAAAUUAUCAAAAACAAUUCCCAGGAUGCAUUGCUGUGUGUCUGGUUGGGUUUUUUGUGUAUAAAUUUUGUUCUGAAGGUUGUAGGGACUUUAAAAUAAUUCCUGUUAACUCUUUUAUGGAGCCUCUGUAACCCCCAGACUUGUUAACUUUUGCCCAAAUGCCUUCUUUUUUUACAGAUAAAUGCAAAAAAAGCAGUUUUUCACUUAAGGAAGCUUUCUUGGAGGUCGCAGAGACUUGAAACCAAGACAGUUCAGAUUCCACUCCUUAUUCCACAUCCAACGCUGCCAACCAGAACGUACUGCAACCACCAGAAGUGGCAGUAAUUGAUAUCUGGAGAUGUAUGGGUUAGAGUUAGGAUUAGAGUUUAAUGCUUUUUGGUCAAAUCUGAAUCCAGUGUUGAAUUUUAAUCUAAUUAGAUUAAAACAGUUUUAAACAAAACGUUAUGACUUCAAAUUUAAGCACAACAGCUCAGACGGGAUGGUGCACAUUAAGCUAAAUGACUUACUGGGUAUUUUUUGCAUACAUUUUUGCAACCUGGUUUGUUACACUAAAGAGAAGAUGUCCAAGUAGUGCCUCAUGCUUUGAAGCUACACACAAAAUUCACCAACCGUUUGGUGGAUUAAGUGUCAAAUACAACAAAGCGAAACAAUUCCAGCCCAACAGGCUCUUACAGGUUGUUUUCCAGGACUUUCAGCUGUA